AUUUCGGUGGUAAACUUAUCGUAGUAUGGCCGUCGUUUGGAAGUAUUCACAGUUUUACUUCCACAAAGAAUACGCGAUAAAUAUUGAACGGAGCGAAUUACGAAAGACAUUUUUAAACAAGUACUUAACGCGAGUGAGAUAAACAAUCAAUAUAAGUGUUGAAUACAAAGGAGAUUACUAUAGAAACAACCUGCGACCUCCUUUUAUUUCUUUAUUUUUUACGGUUUUCUCCUAAAUAUAUUCAAAAUGUGGUUAAUCAGCCAACCGAAUUCUGUGAUUUUACCAAUCAAAGCAGAUCUCAAUGCAAUUGGUCAAGAAUGUUUGGAGAAGAUCUGUGAGAAAUUGGAGAUUGGCGCUGAAGCAGACUACUUCGGUCUACAGGUGUGCCCAGGGUCAGGGCCCGGAAGAUGGCUAAACUUGCGGAACCCCCUAGACCCCCACCGUAUUCCUGGGGGCAGACUGGACUUACGCGUCAAGUUUUGGGUGCCUCCCCAUCUCCUGAUUAAUGAACCCACCCGCCACCUAUUUUACCUUCACGCUAAACUAGAUCUUACCGAAGGUAGAUUGGUCGUUGCCGACUUGGAAGUCGCCAGGCGCAUCAUCGCCUACAUUGCCCAAGCAGAAACUGGUGACUGCGAUCCGGAAGUGCCUCCGACUUACAUUUACGAGGAAUGUGAUAAAAUCGGCCCACAAGGGGAAAAACCAGAUGAUCACAUGGAUAAAAUCAUUGAAUACCACUGCGAGAUCGUUGGCAUGCGAGCUUCCCAGGCAGAAUACAGACUUUUGAAAGAAAUAUCAAAUUUGGAAUCUUUUGGCGAAGAGUUGUUCUUUUGUAAACCUGUAACACAGUUUAACAAUGCACACAACUUAUAUAGUCACUUAUUAUAUCAUAAACAACAAGAGGAAGAACAGCCGAGGGCAAGAGAUGACCAGGAAAUUGAUGGGAGUGCGACUGUAGGCUGUUUGGCAUCUGGGCAAAACGGAGGUGGUUGUGGCUGCAGACUAAGCACGAGUGUCGGCGUCGGUCCCCAUGGUAUUGUGGUGUACAGGCCAGCGUGUAACGGAGAACAAGAAAUUGGAGUGGAGAAACAAAGCAUCAAAUACACAGUGAUACACCGCGCCCAGCCGCUGCGGCGUAUAUUCCAGCUGUCGUACGUGACCGCGGAGGGCAGCGAGAAGACGCUCCACGUGAAGAUGGCGACGUCGGGCCAGGCGGCCGCGCUCUACCGCGCCGUCACCGAGAAGCACGCGUUCUACUGCUGCGAGACCGUGCGCAGCGACGUCACCGAACAGUUCAUAAGGGACCUCAAGGGCACGAUAGCGUCCAUCUUCAACGACUCGACGACGUUAGGGCGGCGGUACGUGUUCGACAUCCGGCGCACGUGCCGCGAGGUGCACGACCGCGCGCGCCGCGCCCGCCACCGCCGCCGCGACCCGCCCUCGUCGCACGCCCCGCCCUCCUCGCCCUCCUCGCCCUCCUCGCCCUCCUCGCGGGCCCACGCGCACACGGGCCCCCGGAGCAGAUCCCGCAGCGGCGGCGACGGCGGAGGGGGUGGCGGGGGGGAGGCGCUCGCGUGCCGCGUGUGCAUGGACAGCGGCAUCGACACGCUGUUCCUGCCCUGCAGGCACGUGGUCUGCUGCCAGGAGUGCGCCAACAGAUGUGAACGUUGCCCACUGUGCAGGGCGGCCAUAGAGAAGUCUAUGCACAUAUUCCUGCCAGUCGAAUACCAAAAGUCCCCUGGCCUUAUAAUUAAAUGAGAUAAUUUUCGAACUGAUCAUUGCUGGCCCAAAAUCGACUACAGUUCCCGACUUGUGUGAUUUUAGAAGUCCUUCCGUUCGCACACCGUGUCGGCAGAAUGGAAUGGAUGUCGCGGAAGUGAAAAGUAUAAUUGUCUUAUGUUAGUGACGUAAUCAGUGACAAUAAAAGUUGGUUGAUUAACGUAAAUGUAUUAUAAUCUGUUUGGAUUAUUGUACUGCACUUCAUAGGUGGAGUCUUACAAAUGUAUUUUUUAAUAUUAAUCUUUCAUACUUUUAUUGAAUUUUAAAUUGUGUGGAGCCAAGUGCCUAUUAAAAAGAAACCUGUAAGAUUGUGUGUGUGAACGUCUAGUCAACUUUGUGACUCUUUAACAAUAAUAAUUAAUACAUGCAUUUUUCUCCCAAGUUAUUUGGAAACCUUACUUUAUUUUUUCUCGCAUUCCAAUUAAUGAAACAUUUGGAAAGUUACAAUCGGUACUUAUGUGUAGAUUUAAGUGAUCAUAUCCGAACUGCCUUUGAUUUGAACAGUUUGUUUGUUUAUGGAAAAUUAAUAGUAAAUAAUCCUUUCGUUUUAGAAAGGUGUAUUUUGUAUAAAUGAUAAUCUUUUGAAGUUAAAUGAUGGUGAUAUAACAUCUUUGUGAGGAAUUUUUCAAUUCGCAUUCUAAUUGUAAGCAAAUUCUGCAUUUUCUAUUGAUUUCUUGCCGUUUCCUGUUUAACUUUGUGGUAUAUUUUAUUUUUAAGAUGUAAUUGUAAGACCCGUGGUCUAUAAGUUGUCAAAUUUUAACAU
Molecule: messenger RNA, 2542 nt
Organism: Diatraea saccharalis (sugarcane borer)
Lineage: Eukaryota; Metazoa; Arthropoda; Insecta; Lepidoptera; Crambidae
Source: the annotation of a GenBank genome assembly